Postia placenta MAD-698-R-SB12 is the source of this 420-nucleotide messenger RNA. RefSeq lists its product as hypothetical. NCBI's taxonomy places the organism in Eukaryota, Fungi, Basidiomycota, Agaricomycetes, Polyporales, Adustoporiaceae. The transcript is spliced from 5 exons. The record is from RefSeq and is a predicted model, not a curated record. The coding region runs from base 1 to 420 and encodes 139 amino acids.
AUGCCAGCCCCCGUUGCCGUGUGUAUUGUGAGUGCCGUUGGCCUGCUUGCUGCGGUAUAUGUCUUCAAAGAGGUCAGGACGUUGGUCAAAGACAGGGGGAGUUUUGUCAUCGCCCCGAUGCUUGAGGAUCUGGCCGUAUCAUACCUUGAGCGCCGAAGGAAGCAGCAAGCAUCAUCGGCGACCACUAGCCCAGGUAGCACGCCUGUCGAGCUCAACCAGCUGACACCGCGAGAAGAUACCAGAUCGCAAUCUACGCUAAGGCAUCGUCAGACUACAGGUGUCAUGGAGGAGUCCUCGCUGUCGUUUGUCGCAUCGCUCACCUGUAGAUUGUCGCUGUACUGCACUGCGGUAGACGACCCGACAGUGGUACUUCGAGUGGGUUUGUCUUGUCUGUCCACACUUGCCAUAGAUAUGCCGUAA